AUGACCUCCGGAGAAGACUCUGAUGACGGGCAUCCCGUCCGGAGCACCUCGAAACACAUUUCCUCCAAAGCCACCUCUAGAAUCGCGUCCAUUUCCAAGGCGUUUUCCCGGGGCUUGCUGGGAAGGCGAGCUGAGAACGCCCCUCGGAAGCCCAAGGGGCUGGCAGCCGACUACAUGAGAGCUCCGCCUUUUACCGAUGAUAUUAAUGGGGAAAUGGUUCCCCCCAACUUCAAACUCCCAGUGUUGGAGUCCUACGAUGAUCGAGGUGAUCCCGAGAAUCACCUCCGCGCCUUCAUCUCGACAUUUCGGCUGUACUGCGUCCUCGACGCCGUGAUCUGCCGAGCCUUCCUUAUCUUCCUGCAGGGUACUGCCCGAAAAUGGUUCUGGUGCUUGGAACCUGGGAGCAUUUUCUCGCUGGACGAGCUGGUUGAUAGGUUCAUCCACCGCUUCGUAUCGUCUCGCCCAGUUACGAAAACCUCGGCCUACCUACUGAACAUACAACAGGCUCCCGGGGAGUCUCUGCGUUUAUAUGUGCAGAGGUUCAACGAAGAAAACGUGCAGAUACCUGACCAAAACGAGCAGGUGACCAUAGCUGCCUUCACCAAUGGGUUGAUCGUGGGAACGUUCCACAUCGAAAUUCAUUGGGACUACCCGCGGACACUUCGGGAACUCUGGGAAAGGGUGGAUCGAGAUAUCCGAAGUGAGGACCUGAAUCGCAUGAAACGGGAAGCCCAAGCAGCCCGCACUGGACAAGAGUCCCGAAGGAAGAAAGAAAUCAGCAGAGUCGAACAGGGCCCCAGCGGCUCGUUGAACCCAUUCCGAGAUUGUCGGAGCGUUUUUGAAAGAAUUGCGAAAGGGAGGUCGUCCACCUCGGAUGUCGAGAUAACACCUCUCAACUCCAGCCAAUCUCACAUUCUGGCGGUAAUGAGACAAAACCAUCUCGAUCGAGACCCUCCCGAGAUUCUGGGAAGGAGGGAGAAGAGGAACCCCAACCUCUACUGUGCCUACCACUGGGAUGUUGGGCACGAGACCGAGAAUUGUAAUGAUUUGAAGAAAGAAAUCAAAAACUUGAUCAGGCAGGGAUACUUGAAGCAGUUCGUCCGCAAGAAUGUAGGUUUCAAUCGAAGCGCUUCCCACCGAGAUAAUGGAGGCCAUCGCCGAGAAGACAGACGGGACACGAAGAGUUAUUGCCGUGGGCCUGAGGACCAUAGGGAGGACCAAAGGUCUCCCCGAGACAGGUCCCCGAGCUACGACCCUAACAUCGUUGGGAUCAUCAACACAAUUGGGGGUGAUCCGACAGGAGGAGACAGUCAGAAUUCCCGGAAACGGACCUACUGUCAAGCUGGCAUGGAGGCUGCCGAGUCGAGCUCCAGGCUAUCCGAGGUGAUCACUUAUGGUCCCAACGACCCUAUCCCUGCCGCCUCCAGCAAUCACGAAACUCUCGUGAUUGAAGUUCUCACCAAUAAUUAUAUAGUCAAUAAGGUCUAUGUCGAUCCCGGCAGCUCUGUAGACGUCCUGUACUACAGAACCUUUGAAAGUCUGAAGCUAACCAAGGAGCAGCUUACCUCCGUCAGGACCCCUCUUGUGGGAUUCGGGGGACACGUGGUCCACCCUGAAGGGAUGGUCUCCCUGAUGGUAACCAUUAGCCGCAAUCCCCGCUGCCGGACCGUCCCUGUAAGCUUUGCCGUGGUCAAAGCCGAUUCCCCCUACAACAGGUUGAUCGGUCGGCCCACACUCAACGCUUUGAGGGCCGUGUACUCCACCUACCACCUGAGUUUCAAGUUCCCAACACCUGUUGGAGUGGUCGAGGUGAGUAGCGAUGUAAGCGCGGCCAGGGAGUGCUACCUCGCCACCAUACAGGCCGCAGUCACCCCUCAAGCUGAAUCAAAGGCUGAGGGGAAGAUGCCGGACGUCCUCUCCAUAGGCUGCAUCGACCUUCAGGACGCCGGAAAAUUCGGCAGGCUGGAGGCCAGGGACGAGGUGGGAGAGGUAGUCCUUGACGAGGUGAGACCCGACCAUGUGAUCCAAGUGGGAACAAGUCUUCCCUCGCCCCUCAGGGAAGAAAUGAUCAACUUGAUAAGGUCGCUGAUGAGGUGGUCGGAGUGCCCUCCGAACUUAUGA
This is a messenger RNA of Coffea arabica (coffee), 2121 nucleotides long. RefSeq lists its product as uncharacterized. The record is from RefSeq and is a predicted model, not a curated record. Lineage: Eukaryota; Viridiplantae; Streptophyta; Magnoliopsida; Gentianales; Rubiaceae.